Messenger RNA from Haliotis rubra (blacklip abalone), 1111 nucleotides. RefSeq names its product growth hormone secretagogue receptor type 1-like. Gene Ontology annotation, cellular component: plasma membrane. The transcript has a single exon. The record is from RefSeq and is a predicted model, not a curated record. Gene Ontology annotation, biological process: G protein-coupled receptor signaling pathway. Gene Ontology annotation, molecular function: G protein-coupled receptor activity. The coding region runs from base 140 to 1111 and encodes 323 amino acids. NCBI's taxonomy places the organism in Eukaryota, Metazoa, Mollusca, Gastropoda, Lepetellida, Haliotidae.
CUUACGGAAUGGAAAGAAAAGAAACAUAUCUGAACCAUGUGAAGGCAUUGUGAGUGACUGAAUCACAGAGUGAGAUUAAAAUGCAAUGGGGUGUCUCCUAACGCUCAUAAUGAACAGUUCACGAAACAUAACAUCACCAAUGCCGGCCGAACAGAUGCUGAUAUACAGCAUCGCGAUGAUUCUCAACACCUUCAUCCUGCCCAUCAUUGUGUUCACGGGGCUGGUGGGGAACACCGUAUCCUGCAUGGUGUUCGUGGGCAAGGAUUUACGCCGCCUCUCCUCCAGCGUGUACGUCCUCGCUGUUCUCAUCUCAGACACGGGGACGUUGUUGUGUCUCCUUUCAGUGUGGUUGGAAGUUCUUGGAUUUGGAAUCAAUCAUAUGCAGGGUAUAUGCCAGCUGUUCGUAUACCUGACCUAUGUGUGCAGCUUCCUCUCAGCGUGGUAUAUGGUGUGUAUAACGGUGGAGAACUUCAUUACGAUCUGCCACCCUAUGAAGGUGAAGGUCAUGUGCACAAUGAACCGCGCAAGCGCUGUUGUGGUUAUUCUGGCCGCCGCUGGCAUGCUGAUGUACUGUGUUACUGUGAUCACUACUCAUGUGAGGACGAAUUCCUAUAACCAACAGCUGUGUGAUCAGAACCAAGACUUUGAUUUCUUAGUGUCUGUGUUCACGUACGUUGAUUCCAUAGUGACGCUUCUACUUCCGGUGUCAAGUAUAGGGUUCAUGCUCGUCGCCAUGGGAUUCUCUAUAGCCAAUACGGUUCGAUGGAGAAAAAACAGCCCACGGACAGACAGUGCACGGAGAUGUAUAAAAAGUCCACAAGUCCGAGUGACAAAGAUGCUAUUUGCCCUUUCAACGACAUUUUUAAUAAUGAAUGCUCCCUUACAUUGCAUGAGGUUGUACUACCUUCUCCGGGACAGCACCAAUGCACAGAUGUCCCACACUGCAGCAUUGGUCCAUCUGUUUCUGCUGUUCAUCUCCUACUCACAUUGUGCUGUGAAGUUCUUCCUAUUUAUUGGUUUCAGUAGAAACUUCAGGAAAAGUUUGAAAGAACUGGGAUUCAUGUGCUCCGUCUGUACCAAAGAUGUGAACAGUCAUCCAGCCUAUGUAUAG